This is a messenger RNA of Echinostoma caproni, 442 nucleotides long. Lineage: Eukaryota; Metazoa; Platyhelminthes; Trematoda; Plagiorchiida; Echinostomatidae. The record is from the annotation of a GenBank genome assembly.
GUGCAUGAAACCGUAUCAAGUGGAAAUCCUCACAUUUCAGAGAUCAUCGAAAUCCACAAGCUACGCAGAUCUGCUCAAUUCACCGGGAUCCCUGACCGAUCAGUCAUCCCGUUUGUAUAUUUCCGGAGCCGGUUCUGGGACCGCAACGAAUAACGGCACACCCGGUAUAAAUGUGAUGCAAAUAAGUGAUCGCCUUGAACUCUGUCUCGGAUCGAAAAUGGAAAGAGACCCGCUUAUACGCGGGUACAUGUCAACCAGUGUGCCACGAGUGGAACUGAUUCUCAAAACUGCCGUUUUGAACAAUUCACAAUUCGGUGAACCGGCAACGAACAAACCAGUUGCAUCAGAUUCCGUGAACUCAAACCUUGCUAUCGAAUACAGUUUUGUUACAGGUAUGAGAGCUUUUAUUCCGUAUUUGACGCGUAUCCAUCUGUGUCAAUAG